Molecule: messenger RNA, 1377 nt
Organism: Penicillium salamii
Lineage: Eukaryota; Fungi; Ascomycota; Eurotiomycetes; Eurotiales; Aspergillaceae
Source: the annotation of a GenBank genome assembly
AUGCUGUCACUGUGGAUUGGCACCGUGUUCCUUUGUGCCUACCUCCUCCUGCGAGGCUUCUUCUCGCCUUUAUCAAACAUUCCAGGACCAUGGUACACCCGCUUUACCAGCCUCUGGAUCAAGUAUCAGGAGUUCACUGCAAAUCGACGCGAAUCAGUUCAUCGCAUGCACAAAGUCUACGGUCCAGUAGUCCGUCUUGGUCCUGAUGAGGUCUCAUUCACCAGCUUGGAAGCGAUCAAGGAGAUCUAUGCUUCCGGGGGUAGUGGGUAUGACAAAACCGAAUAUUAUGAUCUUUUCAGACAGUUCAAGAUCAACAAAAGAAAACGCAUAUUUGCCGAAAGAUAUGCCAUGACCAACAUCAUGAAGGAAAAACCAAUGGCUGCAAUUGCCGAAAGAGCCUCGGUGUUCGUGUCAAAGUGUGAUGAGGCCGGAAGACAAAGUGUCGACGUAUACUCCUUACUGCACUGCUACGCCUUGGACUGCGUAACUCAUUUCAUGUUCAGCCCCGGUGGACUGAAAUCCCUCGACAACGCCAAAGACUUUGAAAUCAUGCACGAACUGACCUACCACCAAAGUCUCCAGAAAAAUCUACUGGAAUACUAUCUCCCCGCACUGGCACCAUAUUUCCCUAAAUUCCUGCACGCCCGAGCCUCCCCAAAGGCGAACCAAUACGUCCUCGACAUGGCCGCGCAGUCCAACCUCGAUACCCACUCCCUAAUGGAAAGGCUCCAACGAAAAGACUCACCCCUCGAGCAAAUCCAAGCUGCAGCCGAAUGCAAGGACCACAUGGCAGCUGGAAUUGACACCACUGGCGACGGACUAUGUUUCCUAAUGUGGGAGCUAUCGCAGCCGCAAAAUCUUGGCUUCCAGCGUCGUCUUCAAGAAGAGUUGAGGGCUGCUCCUUUGGAUGCGCCAUUGGAUAGUUAUGUCUACCUUGAUGCCGUUAUCAAAGAAGCAUUGCGAUGUGCGCCGCCUAUCCCGAUGUCACUCCCUCGGUAUGUGCCUGCGGGUGGACGGCAGAUUGAUGGAUUCUUCAUGCCUGAGCAUACGAUUGUGAGCUGUCAGCCUUAUUCGGUGCAUCGGAUUAAUGAGCAGGUAUUCCCUGAGCCUGACUGCUUCAAUCCUGAUCGGUGGCUUUUGGAGGAAGGGGCAGCGGAGCGGAAUAGGCUCUUUUUCUCUUUCGCUGUUGGGGGAAGAGGGUGUAUAGGGAAGAACCUGGCUCUUGUUGAAAUGAAGACGCUUCUGCGGCAAGUCUAUAUGCGCUACUGGACGACUGUUGCGCCGGAUAUGACUGCUUCUAUGAAAUUAGAUGAUCAGAUUAUCUCUUCCAGGCCGGAAGGACAAAGCUGCAGACUGGUGUUUAGUGAUAUUGAAUGA